Molecule: messenger RNA, 257 nt
Organism: Funneliformis caledonium
Lineage: Eukaryota; Fungi; Glomeromycota; Glomeromycetes; Glomerales; Glomeraceae
Source: the annotation of a GenBank genome assembly
GAAAUAAGAGCUCUCGUUCUGCUUGUCGAACAAAUACAUGGUAAAAAAUGGAAAAAGAUCUCAACCGAAUUUGAAGUAAGAAGAUCAGAUCAAGCUUGCAGAAAAAAAUAUAAAGAAAUCAAAGGGAUAAAUAAUCGACAAAUUCGUCGGCCACGACAAACUCAACAAGCUUUUUCUUUUCAACAAAAUAAUAACGGUAAUGGCAACGAUGUUUUUUUGUUUACACCAAACGACUUGCCUCGUCCUAGAAAGAUGAU